Molecule: messenger RNA, 1206 nt
Organism: Pisolithus orientalis
Lineage: Eukaryota; Fungi; Basidiomycota; Agaricomycetes; Boletales; Pisolithaceae
Exons: 2
Coding region: 1-1206 (401 amino acids)
Biological process (GO): carnitine biosynthetic process
Cellular component (GO): mitochondrion
Molecular function (GO): oxidoreductase activity
Source: RefSeq, a predicted model, not a curated record
AUGCUAUUGCCCGCUGCUCGCUCGCUGUCCCGCCCGACGAGUCUCCAACUGAAACUGCCACAGAUCAAUGCCAGCUUCCCUUAUCUCUGGCUCCGCGACGCCUGCCAGUGUCCAAAGUGUGUCCACCCAUCGACACAGCAGAAGCUUCACAGACUGUCCGACAUCCCCGCCGAUAUCGGUCCUGCAACUGACGACGGUGUCGAUCUCAAGCAGGACGGUGCACACAUCAGGUGGACAGACGGACACGAGUCGUUCCACUCGUUCACCUUCCUCGAGCGGUACUCCUCUGCCUCGAGUCUCUCUUCUUUCCACCGCGACAUCCCCGCUGAGCCGUGGGAUGUAUCGGCCAUCUCCCAGUCUCCCGAUCUGUUCGUGCCAUACGACGAUCUCUCCCAGCCAUCGCGUCUUCUCAGUGCCAUCACACAGCUUACCUGCUUCGGACUGCUCCUCGUGACAGGCGUCCCAACUAACAAUACCGAGACUUGCGAAACUCGCAAAUUAGCAAAUCUUUUCGGGGAAAUUCGACCCACUCUUUAUGGGGAGGUCUGGGAGGUGAAGCAUGUCGUUGACAGUCGAAAUAUCGCAUAUACAAACCUCGACCUCGGGUUACAUUGUGAUCUACUAUACUUUGAGCAUCCCCCGCGAUACCAGAUCCUACACUGUCUCAGAAAUCGAGUCAUUGGCGGCAUGUCUAUCUUCGCAGAUGGACUGCACGUAGCAAAUACCCUUCGCAGAACCCAUCCCGAGGACUUCAACAUUCUAAGCACCACUCCGGUCCCUUUCCAUUAUAUCAACGAUGGACAUCAUCUUCACCACGAGCACCCGACUAUCGAGCUCGAACCGAUCCCCACAUCGCCAUCUGCAGAACGUACUGUGAAAUACAUAAACUAUUCACCUCCAUUCCAAGCGCCACUGCUCUUGAGCCCUGGACUACUGGAGUUCCAUACCGCAUUGAAGCAGUUUGCGACCCAGCUCGAUGCUCCAGGGAACCCCAUGGAAUAUGUCCUGCGUGAAGGAGACGCCGCACUGUUCGAUAAUCGCAGGGUCCUUCACGCGCGUACCGCAUUUGCAGACAUUGGCUGUGGCGUCGAUGGAGAGCCUAAUCGCUGGCUGAAAGGGUGCUAUUUGGAGGCAGACCCUGUUCUCGACCGUGGAAGAGUCCUUCGUGCUAGCGCCGAAAGUACGAAACCAGAACUUGUCAGCUGA